AUGAGCUCCCCCCACGACAUGGAUACCUCAGAGGAGGACGAGAGACCGGCAGGAGAUGGUGAUGCAUCAACAUCUCAAGGCGGGCGUGGAGGUGCUGCAAAUGCAGAUGAUGAUGAGUUUGAUAGGAUGUUGGGUGGUGGCGGAGAGGAUCAUGAAGAUGAUGAAGAUUCUGACAGUGGAAUUGAAGAUCCAACGGCCGCCUUGAAGCAUCAAGUGGAGCGUGAAAAGAGGAAACGUGCUCAUGAAAAUUCUCAAGCAAACACCCGCAAAGUACGAAAGGCUGUUGUUGGCCAACAGCUUCCCAGCCAGUCCGGAGGCUUAUCCCGCUCAAUCCGAAACUUCAUCAAGUUCAUGAUGGGAAUGCCUGCAUCACUCAGUGCUUACCCAGCGCCCCCGACUAAGAAGGAAUGGGAUACUUGGGAUAACUGGACUAAGAACCGCUAUGAUAAGGUGACUGCACACUUAAAGAGCUUCACUGAGAAGAACAAGGAGGUCGCCAAACCUACUCUCAAAAAAAUGUACCGUGACGAAAUGGACCGUAUACGAAAGCAUUUGACUCCACCAUCAUUCAAACCUUCCGGAGAUGUUCUGAAUAGUGCAAUCAACAUCCCCAUCCACGUGAAAAAAUCUUGCGAACAGGAGAUCCAACUUGCAGGAUUCGGACGGCUGACGUUUGAGUGGACGGCUCGAUCAUUCACUGCUUCGCCUUGGAAUGGGACGCUUGGAACCAUACUUAUCAAACACUACUAUCAAUGGGCCAAGUCGCAAGCAGGGACCUUAUGGGAUGAAACUUCAAAUAUGGAGAAAAUAUUGGAUCGUUGGGUUCAGGGUCAGGGAAAAUUGAUGAAAAAGGGGGACCGCUCAGAUGGAAAAUCAUUGGAUGAUUUGAAAAGAGAGAAGGCAAGGAAAGCUUCCAUCAGCCGAGGAAAAACCAAGAUUGCAGAAAAAAGAAGAGAUGUUGCAAUGAAGAAGAUGGGAAACCAACCGUCCUUAGCAUUGCUGUUCACCAAGGAAACAAUCUCGGAUUGGGAGGACCAGCCAGCUCCAGCAAAGGCCAAGCGCAUUGCCCUCCAAUGGAGAAGUGCAGCUUUCACAAUGUGUGCUAUCAAACUUGACGAGAUGGCUUUGACGAUCUGCAAAACCACGGCCGAAAAAGCAGCUACCCGCAAGCUUCUUGAGCGAGAUCCAGUUUCAAUCCAAGGUGUAGCCGUAGAAUUUGACAUGGUACCACGGAAGCUUCCCUUAGAUGCAUACAAUCCCACGUUCUUGCUAGGUCUCUCUCCAAUCGAAAAGGAGCACCUUGAUGCCAAAGAAGCCAUUGAUUUGGAUGCCAAAGUUCAAACUUUGAAGGAAAUGACUCAACGAGGAGGAACGGGGAUGGCUCAAAUGGCUCGGCAGAAGUUUGGAGAUCCUGGUUUGGGAGGUUUGCCAGGCCCUAGUAGUGGGAGUUGA
Messenger RNA from Puccinia graminis f. sp. tritici CRL 75-36-700-3, 1452 nucleotides. RefSeq lists its product as uncharacterized. The record is from RefSeq and is a predicted model, not a curated record. Bases 1 to 1452 code for a protein of 483 amino acids. The transcript is spliced from 3 exons. NCBI's taxonomy places the organism in Eukaryota, Fungi, Basidiomycota, Pucciniomycetes, Pucciniales, Pucciniaceae.